Messenger RNA from Fusarium subglutinans, 744 nucleotides. RefSeq names its product DNA-binding SMUBP-2. The record is from RefSeq and is a predicted model, not a curated record. The transcript has 2 exons. Lineage: Eukaryota; Fungi; Ascomycota; Sordariomycetes; Hypocreales; Nectriaceae. Bases 1 to 744 code for a protein of 247 amino acids.
AUGGCUGGUCCUUCUCCUACCCAUCUCUCACCCCGGGCCGCCGGCAGUCCCAUCCUUCCGCCAAACUCAUCGCUCAGGCCGAGCCCUGUCAACGAGGACAGCAGCGCCGACGAGGCUACUGGGUUCAUAUCUCAUACGCCGCCUCUCAAUUACAACUCGCUUAAUGUUACAAGUACUGCAACCUCGGCCCCGCAGAUCCGUAAACCAUCCCUACGCCAACGACCAUCUUCCCAACAAAACAAUGGUGCUGCCCAGAACCCGGAGACUACUCGACAAGCCAAUUCGGAGAGUGGGAAUACAUCGUGGUGGCAAACUCAGGCAGAGAAGUUUCAGUCGAUAGAGCUGGAGAACAAAGGCAGCGUUGCCCGAGAUCACCUCGCCAUCGAACGAACAUUUCUAGCAUGGCUUCGCACAUCUCUCAGUUUUGCAUCCAUAGGGAUAGCAGUGACACAGCUCUUUCGUCUCAAUACGUCUCUCGAAAGCGAGCAUGGCAAUAACUCUCGGAGCAACACCCAGACGCUACGACAUAUGGGCAAGCCGCUUGGGACCACGUUCCUCGGUAUCAGUAUACUAAUUCUCUUCCUUGGCUACAAACGCUAUUUCCAAUCCCAGCACUGGGUCAUGCAGGGAAAGUUUCCCGCCAGUCGUGGUACAAUCAUGAUUGUUGCGUUUGUCGCCUUGGCCAUCAUGGUUGUUUCUCUUGUGGUCGUCAUUGCUAUCCACCCGUCUGAGCAUGAGCUAUGA